AUGGUAAGGUUCAAUCUUCCAUGGGAUUUGGUAGAGGAGAUACUCUCUAGAGUUCCCGCAACAUAUCUAAGAGGACUACAAUUUACUUGCAAACGAUUAAACGCUUUAUUCAAAGAUCCAGAAUUCAUCAAGAAGCACUCAGAUAAAGCAGCAAAGCCGCCGUAUUCGAUUCUCUUGUUCAGUUGUUCUAGGGUUUAUUCGCUGAGUGUCAAUAUAAACAACAUUGCGGUAACGGUUGGUCCAACUAAACUUAGCAGAAACCCAAACGAGUCAUCAGAGGAAGUCGAAAUAACUCAAGUAGUUCACUGCAACGGCCUAUUGUUAUGUUCCACGAAAGAGUCCAACAUGGCUAAACUCGUGGUUGUGAAUCCAUGUACUGGUCAAGCCAGAUGGAUCAAACCAAGAAGUGUUUACGAUAUGUCCGAUAGAUAUGCUCUAGGUUACGAAAACAACAACAAUCAACAUUCAUACGCAAGCUACAAAAUCUUGAGGUUCCCAGCUGAUGGUCGAAGCCUUUUGGAAAUCUUUGAGCUAAAGUCUAACUCAUGGAGGGUUCUUGCUAACAUCCCUCUUAAAGGUAAACAACGCGGUUUUGGAAGAGGCGUGUCUUUGAAGGGGAAUACCUAUUGGCUUUCUUGUUUUUUGGAUGACUUCGAAAUAUUGAGUUAUGAUUUCGCAACAGAGAGAUUUAUAAUCUUGUCUUUUCCAUUUAUUUUACCGCUUCGGAUGUCUGAUUCCAAUACCUUAGCUCUAUCAGUUGUUAGAGAAGAGCAACUAUCAGUGUUACAUCUGAACCUUGAUACGAGACAGAUGGAGAUAUGGGUGAGUAAUAAGAUUGAUGAUGAUACUGAAACUGCGCUUUCUUGGAGCAAAUCCUUUGAUUUGAUUUAUACUCUCACUUCGAUCUUAGUCUUCUAA
Messenger RNA from Camelina sativa (false flax), 918 nucleotides. NCBI's taxonomy places the organism in Eukaryota, Viridiplantae, Streptophyta, Magnoliopsida, Brassicales, Brassicaceae. The record is from RefSeq and is a predicted model, not a curated record.